AUGAGUUCCAUCCACACCUUUUCCAUCGCUGGCUUCAUCCAGGUCUCCGAUUGGAAGUACAUUUGCGCAACUAUUGUUGUCCCUGCUCUUAUCAUCACGGCUUGGUGGAUCGUUGCUCCCUUCUUCUCUCCUCUAGGGCAGUUUCCUAGCCCCAGCUUAGCCGGCUGGACCAACUUAUGGCGACUGUCCGUGGUAAGGAAGGGUAGCUAUCAUCUGAAGAUCAAAGAACUUCAUGAGAAAUAUGGUCCUGUUGUUCGAAUUGGGCCCAACACCCUUGACCUGGAUUUCCCCGAACUCAUCAAAACUCUUUACGGAACCGAUGGCAAGUGGCAAAAGACCGAGUUUUACCACAACAAUAGUGCUGUCAUAAAUGGCAAGAUCACGUAUCAUCUAUUUAGCACCACUGAUCAGGCUGAACAUGCCCGGAUGAAGCGCCCCAUUGUCAAAUACUACAGCCAGAGUAGCGUUAUAGGUCUCGAGCCCCUCUUCGACACUCUCAUCGAAGACUUUUGCGGCCACCUCGAGAAGCGUUUCAUGAGUGACGCCCAGCCCAAGGAAUGCGACCUCGGCGAAUGGAUCGGGUUCUACUCCUGGGACACCAAUGGUGCCGCCUCUUUCAGCAAGCGCUUUGGCUACAUGGAUAAGGGCUUCGACUAUGAUGGCACAAUUGGAAUUGCCGACAAGGCUCUUGACUACUUCGCCGCUGUUGGCCAAAUGCCUUUUCUGGACUUUCUGCUUGAUAAGAAUCCCGUCAUGCGGAUUGGGCCUCCCAACUUGGCCAACAUCACCAAGAUUUCCCUUGACCAUCUGAUCGCCCGCCUUCAGGGCAAGGAUUCCAACUACGACCCCAAAGUUCCUGAUUUCUUGCAGCACUUUAUCGAAUCCAAGGAGACUCACCCUGAACUCGUCAAUGAUGGCGUCAUAAUGGGAUACCUCCUUGUCAACCUUCUUGCCGGCGCUGACACUACCGCAAUUACGAUUCGUGCCAUUUUCUGGUAUGCUCUUCACAAUCGUGAGGCCUAUAAGAAGCUGGAGGCAGAAAUCCUCGCCGCCAACCUCGCCGAUAUUGCUUCUUUCAGUUCCGCUCGUGCCCUGCCCUACUUUGAGGCUGUUGUUCGUGAGGCAAUGCGAAUGCAUCCAGGUGUCUGCAUGCUCUUGGAGCGCUACGUUCCCGACUCGGGCCUGAAACUCCCCGACGGACGCUAUAUUCCUGCUGGUACUGCUGUCGGCAUCAACCCCUACGUUGUCGGCCGUAACAAGGGCAUCUGGGGUGACGAUGCCGACACCUACCGCCCUGAGCGUUGGCUGCAGAAUGAAGACGAGACGGACAUUGGUUACAAGGAGCGCCUUCGUCUCUACAACGCAUCAGACCUGACUUUCGGUGGCGGGUCUCGAAUUUGUAUCGGUCGAAACCUCGCCCAAUUGGAGGUGUAUAAGAUUGUCGCGACUUUAAUCCGUCGCUAUGAGAUAUCGCUUGUUGACGCUGACCAACCUUGGGAGGUUACCGGCAGUUGGUUCCCGCGCCAGAAAGGACUUAAAUGCUACUUGAAGUUGCGUUAG
Messenger RNA from Ilyonectria robusta, 1560 nucleotides. Its product is annotated as cytochrome P450. The transcript is spliced from 6 exons. NCBI's taxonomy places the organism in Eukaryota, Fungi, Ascomycota, Sordariomycetes, Hypocreales, Nectriaceae. Gene Ontology annotation, molecular function: iron ion binding; oxidoreductase activity, acting on paired donors, with incorporation or reduction of molecular oxygen; heme binding. The record is from RefSeq and is a predicted model, not a curated record. The coding region runs from base 1 to 1560 and encodes 519 amino acids.